AUGACUGAUAUGGACAUUCCUCAAGACUACAAAACUUCAUUGCCUCCAAGAAAGAGAGCUAAAACUAAAGAAGAAAAAGAACAACGUCGUAUUGAACGUAUCUUAAGAAACAGAAAAGCUGCUCAUGCCUCUAGAGAAAAAAAGAGAAAACAUGUUGAGUUCUUGGAAUCAUAUGUGUUGGAUUUGGAAAAACAAUUACAUCUAUACAAAGAUUUGAACACCAAUUUGAUGGAUUAUUAUACUGGCGGUAAUGGUGCUGUUGACAAUAUGGUUGAAAAAGUUCAAAAUUUACCAGAUUUGAAAAAGAUGAGACAAGACCACCUUUCUGAGAUUGAUGUUGAAGACCAUUGUGAUUCAAUGACUCUACCAAAAACUCCAGAAUCAUUCACAUCAUCACCAAAGAAUGAAGAUGAUUUUGUUCCAGAACUAAUGUCGCCAGAAUCAAGCUCAUCAGUUUCUGACUCGAAUACAUUUAAUCAAGGUUUUAUUUCCCCUGAAACUUCCCCAAUUUCAUCCAACAAGUUUUCUUUAGACAUUAUUACUGGUGCUGAACAUGGUCCUUCUUCCCCUGUUAAGAUUGAACCUGAGUUGGAUUCAAACAAGUUUUUCACAGAUAACACUUUUAUUAAAAAGGAAGAACAAGAUUAUAUGCCUUUAGCUGAUGAUUUAUUUUCUGAAAAGUUGAGUUUCGAUGAUUUUCAAGUUAAUACUCUUGAUAAUGAUUAUGGAUUUGAUGAGUUGCGUAAUCCAGCAGUGAUUACCCAUAUAAAAGAUUUAUACCGUGUCCAAUUUAAGAUAUGUCAGUGGAUGUAUCUGAAUUGGACAUGGUUAUGA
Hansenula anomala is the source of this 834-nucleotide messenger RNA. RefSeq names its product transcription factor HAC1 (gene HAC1). The coding region runs from base 1 to 834 and encodes 277 amino acids. The record is from RefSeq and is a predicted model, not a curated record. Gene Ontology annotation, molecular function: DNA-binding transcription factor activity, RNA polymerase II-specific. Gene Ontology annotation, biological process: positive regulation of transcription by RNA polymerase II. Lineage: Eukaryota; Fungi; Ascomycota; Saccharomycetes; Phaffomycetales; Wickerhamomycetaceae. The transcript has a single exon.